AUGGCAGCUGGGACGUGGCAGCUCGUGAAGCACCUGAAGGAGCCCCAGCCCGAGCAGGGCUCCCCCCAGGAGCAGGAUCUGGAGGUGACCCCAGCAUGUGAUGAUGAGGAGGAGGAGGAGCCCGUGGUCCGGGGGGCUCCCAGCACAGUGUCUUUCAGGAUCAGCACAGCCAAUUCCUUGCUGGAAGCACAGGUGGAGGCACACCCUGGCUGGCUCCUGGUGUGCCACGGGCACUGGGACCCCUCCCUGGGCACCCUGCUCUGCCAGCAGCUCGGCUACCUCAGCAUGACCCAGCAGAAAGGAGUGAACCUGAGGGAUGUCCAGGUGAGUGCUGGGCAGCAGUUCCUGCAGGUGAGAGCCCGGCAGGAAGGCAGCCUGGAGGACAUGUGGCAGGUCAGGAGCAGCUGCCGGUCGGGGCGCAUCGUGGCUCUGCAGUGCUCAGAGUGUGGGCUGCAGGCAGGGGCUGUCAGGGUGGUGGGGGGCACAGACGUGUCCCCCGGGCGCUGGCCCUGGCAGGUCAGUGUGUGCCAGGGCUCCCAGCACCGCUGUGGGGGCUCCGUGCUGGCCCCCGAGUGGAUCCUGACGGCAGCUCACUGCGUGCACAGGCAGCUGCCAGCCCCAGCCUGGCUGGUGUUUGCGGGAAUUGUCACGCACGGCUCGCUGCGGCCGGAGGCGGGCGUGCCAGUCCGGGCCAUCAUCCCCCACCCGCUCUACAACGACAGCAGCCUGGACUACGACAUGGCCCUGAUCAGGCUCCAGGUGCCGCUCAACUUCUCACGUGCCGUCCGAGCCGUGUGCCUGCCGCCCGCCCCGCGGGACCUGCUGCAGGGCACGCAGUGCUGGGUGUCGGGCUGGGGCCACACCGCACCUGGCCAAGCACAGGUGGCCGGGACGCUGAAAGAGGCGCUGGUGCCCCUGAUUGGCACCCGGAGGUGCAACAGCUCCUGCGUGUACAAGGGUGAGCUCACGGCCAGGAUGCUGUGUGCAGGACACCUGCGGGGACACGUGGACGCCUGCCAGGGGGACAGUGGGGGCCCGCUGGUGUGCUGGGAUGGGUCCACGUGGCGCCUGGUGGGGGUUGUGAGCUGGGGCCAGGGCUGUGCUGAGCCCAACCACCCCGGGGUCUACACCAACGUGGCUCAGCUGCUGCCCUGGAUCCACCAGGUCACCCAGAUCCACUAG
Messenger RNA from Pyrgilauda ruficollis (rufous-necked snowfinch), 1182 nucleotides. RefSeq names its product transmembrane serine protease 5 (gene TMPRSS5). NCBI's taxonomy places the organism in Eukaryota, Metazoa, Chordata, Aves, Passeriformes, Passeridae. The record is from RefSeq and is a predicted model, not a curated record. Gene Ontology annotation, molecular function: serine-type endopeptidase activity. Gene Ontology annotation, biological process: proteolysis. The coding region runs from base 1 to 1182 and encodes 393 amino acids. The transcript has 11 exons. Gene Ontology annotation, cellular component: membrane.